AUGCCUCUGCUCCAUGCAUUUGCCUACGGAUAUGUCUUCCCGUGCCUGCCUGCUAACCGGCCCGUCUCGCCUGCUCCAGUGGCCUCCCAGCAUUCGCUCUCGGUGGCUGCGUCGCGGCCAGUGGUCAAGGUCCACGGGUUUGUGGUCCGGUCGACGGAUGCGCCUUUCGAGCCGCUGCGCCUGAUCUCGCCAGCGGAGCUGGGGAAGUUGGCCGACCGGCCCCUGCACGAGGUGACCUUCCGGGCGGUCUUCCGGCUGCCGGUUCACCUGGACGAGGAGGGGGCAUUGGAUUCGGCCGAGACGACCGGCUCUGCGGCGCUGGAGCACCUGGCCCGGCGGUUCUUCCACCGGAGCCGGGCCUUCUUCCUGGAACAGAACAUCCUUGUGCGCAUGGUCGAGGAGCAUGGCAUCCAUGUUGGCCACACGGUUCGGCUGCGUUUCCUCCAGCACGUGCCAGCCAAUGAGGCGGCCCGGCUGUCCACGGUGUCCGAGGCCGUGGACGGAUCGCCAGCCCCCGAGGACCCGCUGCCGGCCGAGGACCCGAACGCCACCAUCUGUGGCCUGGAAGUUCGGUGGAGCUUUGAGGACGAUGAUGUCGUGUCGGCGAUCGCCGGGCGGGCGGUUCGGUGGCUCGCACCGUAG
This is a messenger RNA of Fonticula alba, 642 nucleotides long. RefSeq lists its product as hypothetical. The record is from RefSeq and is a predicted model, not a curated record. The coding region runs from base 1 to 642 and encodes 213 amino acids. The transcript has 3 exons. Lineage: Eukaryota; Rotosphaerida; Fonticulaceae.